AUGUCUUACAUUGUUGAUGUUAAUUCUGAUCGCGUGGCUGAGUUGGAACACCAGAUCUUGGACAUACUCCAUGAUUCUGAUAAAUGUUUUGGGGAGAGCAUGAAGGCUUUGUUGGCUCUGGUUCUGACCUGGGACUGCACUGUCAGAGUCUUUGCUGAAGACCAGAGAAUACAGGAGCCAUUUUCUGGGAGCCUAAACAGAAACCAGGAGGAGGACCAGAUGGGAGAUGAGGAGUCAUGGACCCAGUGUGCCCCAGGGCCUGUUCCCAUGCUAAAGCUAUUUGUCUUUGUAUCCUUCAUAGCUUGCCCCACUCCUCUGCAGCAGAAGGCCCUGUUCCUGGGGCCGACUGGAGGGACGCGUUCAGUGUGUUCACUAGAUCCAGCCGUCGGUCCCUCGAAUCUGCUCGCGCUCGGCAGCGGCGACGCGGAUGGCAGGAGGUGUCUGGUCAGCAGGUUGCUGAGGAUCCUGCGGGUAGCAAAGGGAGGGCGAGUGCCCCUGCAGCCCCAGACAGCAACCAGAACACGCAUCACUGUUAGAACCAUCACCCUGCAGCUAGCUUGGACACCAUUAAAAGGGCUCAUCAGCUGCAAACGGAUAGAAGUUUCUGUUAUUCGCGAAGACACAGUUUCAGGGCUUCUACCUGGAGCUACCCACCCUCCAGAAGCCCCUGCUUGGCCUCCCUGCACCCCACCCCACACCAACCAGUCACAACUUGGGCUGUGUGUGGUGUUUCUUGGCAACUGGAACGCAGACUCCUCCAGCAGCUCCACAGGUCCCUUGUCCUCAGUGAGCAGAAGACUACAGAAGCUGGCUGCUGAAGAGGCUGUCCAAGUGAGAGAGCUCCUCCUUGGCUUUGCUUAUCAGCACACUGACCACAGAGCAUUAACUGAGUGCUGGAUGUUAUUCACUUGUGCUCCCUACCUCCAGGGACUGUAGAGGGAUUUUCCAGGCCCCACUUCACAGGGGGCCGCCCUGUAAGGAUCUCCCUAGGAGGCUGUCCAUAGAGAGAAGUGGCCUGCCUAGGGUCUCCACUGCCUUAAGUCCUACGUGGACACCUCCAGGGCUGAGGGGCUCAAUAGC
Prionailurus viverrinus (fishing cat) is the source of this 1080-nucleotide messenger RNA. RefSeq lists its product as uncharacterized. NCBI's taxonomy places the organism in Eukaryota, Metazoa, Chordata, Mammalia, Carnivora, Felidae. The record is from RefSeq and is a predicted model, not a curated record. The coding region runs from base 1 to 936 and encodes 311 amino acids. The transcript is spliced from 6 exons.